Messenger RNA from Mizuhopecten yessoensis (Yesso scallop), 1534 nucleotides. Its product is annotated as CD63 antigen-like. The transcript is spliced from 8 exons. Bases 88 to 921 code for a protein of 277 amino acids. Lineage: Eukaryota; Metazoa; Mollusca; Bivalvia; Pectinida; Pectinidae. The record is from RefSeq and is a predicted model, not a curated record. Gene Ontology annotation, cellular component: membrane.
UAAAAAGACUAUACAGCGGAGGAAACACACGUUAAAAGCCUUUUGGGAUUUAAAAACUAAGACAGUCCAGCCAACUACAGCUCCACCAUGGUUUGCUGCAAAGAGGGAAUCUCGAAGUACAUAAUUAUAGGAUUGAACAUUAUAUUUAUGGUGCUUGGUCUAGCCGUCAUGGUCCCAGGAAUAGUUAUGCUGACAAAUAUUGACUUCCUGAGUGGCAACAUUGAACCCUUGCUGGACAAGAUAUCCUUCAAUGGCAUCAAUCUGUCAAACAUCGCUAACAACCUCCCAAUCAUCUUUAUCAUCGUUGGCGCGUCGAUACUCUUCAUAGCUACACUCGGACUGGUUGGAGCCUGCUGUAAAAUCAAAACCUUGCUUGUUUUGUACGCCCUCAUUGUUAUAGUACUGGCCUUGGUGCAAGUCAUCAUACUAGCGUUCUUCUUCCUUCUGAGGACCCAGUUGGAUGAUACUAUAAAGGAUGAGUUCCUGAGCCAACUACAGUCAAGCUACACAAAAGAUGACCUGGACAAGAGUGACGAAGUGUCUUCAGCGUUCAACUAUAUGUUUAUGCAGAUGGAGUGCUGUGGUGUGAAUCCGGUAACCGCGACAACAAACGACUUCGACCUCACCCCCUGGCGGAGUGGAGAUGGAGUCUCCUUAAAGAUACCAAAAGGAUGCUGUAUCGGUGUAACCGAGGACACAUACUCCGCCUUCGUCAAUACAGCGUGUACCGACACUGCAACUAGCGGCACAUAUCACUCUGAUGGCUGUUACGACGCGAUCAUGUCAAGUUUUGGAUCUACUCUAGAUAUGAUGGGAUACAUCUGCCUCGGUGCACUACUGCUGCAGAUUUUGAUAGUGAUAUUCACUUUCUGUCUUUGCUGCACCUAUAUGAAGAGCGGGACAAUCGGAGUAAGAGUGUGACCCCUUGAUGGACAACCGAUAUCACAUGACUUGACAGAAGUAAAAAAACUGGCGCACGUGUCCUAAUUCAAAACGAAUUCUCGAUUUACUUAGAUGUAACUCGCACUUUUCGAUUGAAGAAAAAACUUUCACUUGGUAGAUGUAACAGAUGUUCCCAACGCAUACGCAUGGACCCGGUGUUUAUUUUGUGUGGAAACAGUUUACCUAUUUGAGCUUGUUUUGCAAACGGCUUAUUGUCUUCAAGGUUCUACUCAAUACACAUUUCUUUUCUAUGCCAUCGAAAUACAUUGUAUGUCUUGACAAAAUCAAAGGCUCUUUACACGCAACCUGGAUUCGAACAUUGACAUCCGAUCACAAUACAGUCGCACAAAGCGACUAAACUGUAUGAUCAGCGGCAAUUGCCAAGCCAAGUCUUACUCAACAUUUAUAAAAUUAACAAAAUCUUACAUUGAUAAUUUUGUGGGGAGAAAUACAGUGCAAUUAAAAAAAUAAUGAUGAAAAUAAACCAACAAAAAGUGAAAAAGGUUUUGUACGUAUUCCAAUGUGAUGUUGUCGAAACUUAAGGAACUUUUGAUUUCAGAUAUAUUAUUGCUAUGUUUAAUAAAAUUGUUGU